AUGGAGGUGGUUAUCUCUGCAGUUCUUGGCGAUGUUAUCAGUAGGUCCAUAUCCUUCUUCGUGGACAGAUACCAUCGGCUGCAGACUGGAGGAGCGGAACAGAGCCUGGAACAGCUACGCAGUGUGCUCCUCCGAAUCCAGGCCAUCGUGGAGGAGGCCGAGAGGCGGAACAUCACGAACCAAGCGAUGCUCCAGCAGCUCGACACGCUUAGGCACGGCAUGUACAGAGGAUACUACGUGCUCGACGUCUUCACCUGCAGAGGCCAUAGUGACGGCGAUGCAGCGGCCAAAGAUGAGGUGAGCAACCACUCAUUCGUCCUGUCAAGAUUCAAUCCGGCCAAGCGUCUCCACCUCUCUGCCCAGUCGCCACAGAACAUGGUGUUCGAUGGCAAAGGUCUCAAUGAGCUCAGGAAAGCACUCUGUGGCCUUGAGAUGAUUGUCACCGACAUGGCAGAGUUUGUGGUGUUCUUGAAGAGCUACCCUCCGGUGUCCCGACAACCUUGCAGCAGCUACUUGUUUUCGGACAUGUAUAUGUUUGGUCGCCACACAGAAUAUGAGAGGAUCGUGAGCUUUCUGCUGCAGAUUGGGCCUCCUGGUACAGGAAAUUGUAGUGUUCUACCAAUAGUUGGACCAGUAAGAAUUGGAAAGACCACCCUCGUUGAGCAUGUUUGCUACGACGACAGGGUGCGCAGUUACUUCUCCUCGAUUGUUUUCUUCAGUGGAGACGAUCUUGAAUGCAUGACAGUGAAGGCGAAUACUCUGCAAGACAGUGGUGUUAUCAAGUAUAGAAAUGGUGCCUCUGAUGGGAGGUUACUGAUGAUUCUAGAACUUAUUGGGGACUUGGAAAAUGAAACAUGGGGAAGGUUAUGCUCUUCACUGAGCCAUAUGGCAUAUGGGAGUAAAAUCAUAGUUACUAGCAGGUCAGAGAGGAUCAUGCGUUUUGGAACAACACAGGCUCUCCAACUGAAUGUUUUGCCCCAGGAAGCUUACUGGUACCUUUUCAAAAUGGUUGCGCUCAGAAGUGCUGGCCCCGAGGACUAUCUGCAGCUAUCAUCUAUAGCUAUGGAGAUUGCAGCUGAACUGAAUUCUUCUUUCAGUAGUGCAUACAUAAUUGGCACCUUACUGAGAGCUAAUCCUGUUGUCUGGUUUUGGCGCAAGGUUCUUGAGCACAUCAGAGAAUUCACUGCCAAGCAUUUACUUAUGUUUGGCGAACACCCCAUUAGUCUAUUGCAGAAAGACCAACCUAUAUACAUCUGGAGGAUGACCGGCAAUUCUGAAGCCCUUAUGGUUAUAGCCCAUCGCUGUUAUCAGCUACCUGAUGAGUUGCAGCAUAAUGACAUCACGCCGUAUGGUGGUGAAGAAGAAGCGCUCUCGGUUGCAUAG
This is a messenger RNA of Brachypodium distachyon (stiff brome), 1383 nucleotides long. RefSeq names its product putative disease resistance protein RGA3. Gene Ontology annotation, molecular function: ADP binding. NCBI's taxonomy places the organism in Eukaryota, Viridiplantae, Streptophyta, Magnoliopsida, Poales, Poaceae. The record is from RefSeq and is a predicted model, not a curated record. The transcript is spliced from 2 exons. The coding region runs from base 1 to 1383 and encodes 460 amino acids.